UCAAAAUACAAGGAAGCUGAAGGUACUAGGUUAUAGUGAAGGAAGGGGGAAAAGAAAACAAUACAACAAACAAUAACAAAAGUAUUUCGAGGGGCUGUAGAUAGCCGAGGGGCUUUACAAGAAGCCUACUUUUUUCAUAUUGAACCAGUUUGUAAAAGCUGGGAUGUGGAGUUUUGUAUUUAAUUUCCAGUUUUUUAAUGGCAGGUUUUGGAAGUUUCACAGCAAAAAGGACGAAAUCUUUAUUAGAAGUAGAAGAGUUUUAAGUUUCCGGCAACAUUUGCUUCUUAGUCUACCUUAAUUUGUUUCUUGUUUAAGCAUACUACUUCACGGAGGGCUUGAUUUCCUCUUUUUUUAUCCUGACAAGGAAACAAAUUAAGAGGCUUUGGUCGCUGUUGCAGAACGCAGCUGUUUGGGCGAAGCUGAGACGCCUAUAGACCCUUCCAACCGGUUAUGACCGUAACUGCAGCCCGAGGCUGAGCUUGGCAUUGUAGGCCAUUCAGGGAAGUUAAACACUGAUGUCUCCUUUGAGUUCCUGUACACACUAACAAUUGAUUACGUUUGGCAUUAUGAAUUUGAAAUAAAAAAAUUGGUGGUAAUAAUACAAAUAAAAAUAUACUAGGUGUUGUAUCAAACAAGGGAGACACAGGUAAAUUGUAAAAAAUGAAACUUCUAGAGAAUUCCUACUUUGAAGCAAUAAAUUCGCAGCUUACAAUUGAAACUGGAGACUGUCAGAUUAUUGGCAGAAUUGAGAGUUAUUCUUGCAAGAUGGCCGGUGAUGACAAACAGAUGUUUAAGGUGUUCUGUCUGGAAGGAGAACCCCAUGUUCUGCAGGCACUUUCCCCACCACAGACAACAGGCAUCAGCCCUAGCAAGCUGAGUCGGAGUCAGAGUGGAGAUGAGAGUGAAGGCCUACUGUCAGACAAAUGCAGCCGCAAAACUCUCUUUUACCUGAUUGCAACCCUUAAUGCUUCUUUCCGUCCAGAUUAUGAUUUCAGCCGUGCAAAGAGCCAUGAGUUUAGCAAGGAACCAAGUCUGAACUGGGUCAUGAAUGCAGUAAACAGUAGCCUCUUCUCUGCUGCUGGUGAAGAAUUUAAUGAGCUGAAACCCAAGCUAUGGCAGGCUAUCGAUGCUGAGAUUUGUCUCUCUGAAUGCGACAUUUACAGUUAUAAUCCAGAUCUCGAUUCAGACCCAUAUGGUGAAGAGGGCAACUUAUGGUCUUUCAACUACUUCUUUUACAACACAAGGCUGAAAAGAAUUGUCUUCUUCACAUGUCGCUCAGUCAGUUUAUUCAUGGCUCCGAGAGAGACUGAUUUAGAAAAUGAGUUUGAGAUAGAAUUGGAACAAGAUGAAGAAGAAGAAGAGAACAUGGAUGAAGAGGGGUAUGGUGCUGUCAAUUCUUAAAGCUUCCAAAUCGUAGUCUAUCUGGAGCUUGUAUCAGCAGAACCUAAUAUGAACCAUUCUCUCUGUUACAGAGUGCAUUCUGGGGAUGAAGUAAUCACUUAAUGCAUUUAAUUUAUGACGCACUCCUUCCAUCCUCUGUCCGUAACAUUGCUAUCAUCAGGACUCUAAGAUUGCUGGACCUAGCUAAAUAAAAUUUCCACUGUCAUUAGCUUUAAAAUGACAGUUUCACUGUAUAGUUUCUUUGAGAACUAAUUUGCACCUUAUUUCUAAGUGUUAGUUUCUUAUGUGCUUCUUAUUGUGGUUAUGUUCCUUUUGUUUUUAACAUGUAUCUGUUUUUAUAUGUUUAAGUAAUUUUAAUAUUUUAUGUAUUAAAUAUUGCAGUGAAUUAGCUUGAGUUCUAGAGGUUCACAUUUUGUACUGGACAUGGCUGAUGAUUGCCAGUGAAAAGGCUUAACUUUCAUGGGUGUAGGUAUUUAAAACUGACUACCCCCCCCCCCCCACACACACACACACACGCUUAAUGUUCACACACCUAAAAAAAAAAAAGAAAUGCACACCUCUCAGUGUUACGUUUAGAGGCUGAAGAAAUGCAUGCUUCUUUAACUGCUGCCCCUUCAGCAAUAAAAGACCGUUUUAGAAGAGUCUUCCUAUCUUUAAGCAUUCCUUGUACGGGUGUGUGUUGCAUAUAUUGCUUUAGACAGUUAAUGUACUGGGUUUUGCCAGCCUUAAUUUUUUUUGUAAGAUGCUUUUAAAAUAUACUCACUUUAGUACAUGUAAUGAGAGGGUCUGACUGGCUGCUUUUAAUUUUGCUGCCUUUGUUAUCUUGCCGCCCUUUGGGAAAGGAGGGUUGAUGAGAAGACUUUUAAUUGCAGCUGUAUUUACUGUUGGCUGGUAGUUUUAUUGCAUUUGUAACAGCUGCACACUACCAGUAUAUGAUUCUGUUACCUUUUACUUAUACUAGCAGUUUGUCUUUUUAAAUAUCCCAUGUGUAGAAUACAUUCCACUUUAUUUUGUUGCAGGUUGCUUUGUAUUCAGGCAUUCAGGUUAUGCAGGCCUUCCUUUCCAACUUGUUUCUAAGUUGUGCUGUGACUGUGUAGAAGGUAGCAUAACCUGUUAAUUUAUCAGUGGACAACUGAAAUAUUCUGAAUCAGAAUUGGUUUUGUUGCUUUGCAUUGGUGUGUCAACAUUUACUUGCAUGUUGCGUACUGGACCCAUAAGUUUAGAGUCAGAAUCUCGCAUUGUAAUUGUUACAGUCCCAUUAUGAGAUAGCAUCUAAAGGCAAUUUGCAAAAUUUGUUAUGCAAAUAUGCAUGUUUUAUUUUUGCAUCAUUAAAGUGACAUAAGUAAAAUUUUGUAUUGUUUAAAAUAUUUCAGCAUUGUACAUCUAAUAGGAUUUUUGAGGAAGCCAUUCUUGUUUUAAAGUAUAAGACAGUGAUGGGCGGGGGGCGAUUAAAUUCCUCACACUUGUAUGAGUAAAAGAAAGUUGCAAUCCAUCUGUGAUAAAGUAUUCCAACUGCCCUUGAUCUCUUGAGAUAUAUUUGUAGUAAUGCAGAAGCAACUGUGAAGUCCAAGGCCUGGGCACUUUUCUUCUGUUAAUAAUGAUAUUGCCAGCUGAUUCACAAUUGUCUUUUUUUAGUUGUAAUUUAUUUUUAUCUUUUACUAUUGUCACAUUUGUUAAAUAUUAUUCUGAAGGGAGGCAUGCUACAUUUGUAUGAAGGAGUGCAGUUUAAUUGGAACGUUUUCAUGUGUUAAAUCUACUUGUGGCUUUCUGAUGUCAGAUUAUGGAUUAAGAUUUUAUGUGGUGCUAUAGGAUGCGUGCUCAUGUCUAGUAAGAAGGGGAAGAGUUCCCAUCUCAUUAAAGGUAUUUAGUUACUGUCCCGGUAAAGAGACUGCAGUACUGUUGAAUUUCCUAGUCGGAUCCAGUUCAUGGUGAAGGGCAAGUGUCAGUGCAGACUUAGUAAGAGAAACCUGUUCCUUUCUCCAUCUGGUUAGUUGCAUUACACUGACUCUUAUGACUGGAUACAUCUUGGAUUGUUUGCAAAUGGCUGCUUUUUAUGUGGCGUUGCUGCCGUAUUCUCUGAUGCAAGAAAAGAAACAGAGUUUGGCAUGAUUUUGUAACUUGAUAACAUACUUUAGUCAUUGGUUAAGUUUAUUUAAUGUUUAUUUUUUUCCUAAAUAGAGAGACCAGUAUGUCCUCACAGGAGCUGCAAAACACUGUGUAUGAUCUUGCACGUUUUUAUGAGGCAAGUCAAAAUGCAGAGAGAGACUUUAAAACAAAAAAAAUGACUAUAUAGGUAUUGUUUACCUUAUUCAUAAAGUGUUCUGUGAACUCCAAUGUUGUAAUAGGCACUGGUGUUAUUCACUGCAAAACAAAUUCAUGUGAACAGUUUGAAUUUUGAAAACCAGAUGGAGUCCGCAUAUAUACAAAAAAUAGUGCUUUAAUCCUCCUCCUGCUACAGUGUUUAAAACUUGAUAUAAGUAUAUAAUGUAUAAUAACAAUAAAGAGCAAUUUGUAAACCACAGCCGCAACCAAGCCAUUGUCUGUAACGUGGAUUAAGCAGAUAACUGGAAAAAGGAAAGAAGGAAGGAAUUAGCUUUUUCAAGUGUGCAAGUAUUUACAAAAUAUUGCAGUGCGGGUAAUGACUUUUGUGUUGGAAAACUUGAUAUGUUUUGACAUCAGAAAGUCAUAAUGCAGAUAUUGUGGCAUCAGUACACUGGUACUUUAAAAUGGACAGUUUAAUGUAUUUUUUUUUUGUGGAGACUGUAAAACUUGCAACAUCCUUUUUUACAGCAUGUCCUCUUUUUCCAUCUUUAAAGCACUAAGUAAAUGGAAUGUCAGCCCUUCUAAUAUUUGUCAGUUAAUUCUGUUUGUGUGUAAUCAAGGUAAGAGAAUGAAUGAUAAUAUAACAGCAAGCUUUGAGAGGUCCUGGAAGUAUCUGUAAUGUUCAGGGUCCGUGUAGUAGUCUUUUCUUGGUAAGCUUUAGCUUAACAAAGAGGAAGGUACUAGAAAAUUGCACAUAUGUUAAGUCAUGCUAAUCACUUGGAUUCUUCAGGUUGCAUUCCAUACGUCUUCACUUUGCUGUGUAUUUAAACUCUGUGUAGAAUUAAGGGAAGUGUCCAGCAGUUGCAGGGAGUAGCCACCCCCUUAUUGUGGUAUCAAGUGCUCCCGUAAGACAAAAUUCUGGCUACAUUGGUAGUAUUUUCAUAAUACAGUACAUUAGGGAUUUCCACCCCCUCUACUUUUGUUGAUAGUUGCUGCUUGGCUUACAAUCUACUGGUGUAUGACUAAUGAGAAAUUGGAUUACGUGGAGACAUGUUACAUGGAAGUAACUGGAAAGUAAAGAACGUGUGAUACAUAAUUUGUUUUAAUGGUUACCUGAAGGUCUGUGAAACCAACAGCUUGAUGCAGCUAUUAGCUUUACAUAUUUAUAGGAGGUUAUUAGAAGGAAUUUAAGCAGAAGUCUUCUUUCUACCUUCACUAGUCCCCCUACAGCUGCCACCUUAAUUAUCAUUCAUUUCUAGCGGUGGGUGUUACCGGUCAGGAUCCCUGAGAUGAAAUGUUUUGUGCAAGUUGCAUUAUGUAAAUAUGGACCAUCCUAACCAGCACUGGUUUAUGAUGGCACUUACCACCACACAUGUGAAAUGGCUGUACUCAAGAACUGCCGGACACUUCCUUCAAGUAUCUGAUAUUCUGCCAUUUAAAUGUAUUAUUAUAGUAUAGCAGAAAAUAAUUCAUCUGUCUAUGCUACCUCUGGCCCUGGACACUCUGUGCUUGCUUGGUAGCUAAUCAUUAUGUGUUCUCAAAUUUUAGUGUUAAAUAUAAGUAGGCAGAUGCUUUGCACAGUUAGUUUGCAUUACACACCAAGAUGAUGAUGUCUUGUUCCCUGAUAGUACUAGUCAUCAGACCAAAGGAAGUCAUUUUAUGAAUUUGUACUUUUUUCUUUUAUUUACAUUUUGCAUGCAGUUACUGAUUCAGUUCUAAGAAAAUUAUCCUUGUAUUGCUCUGCAUUUCUUUGUGGAUUACACAGUAAGAUUAUUUGCUCUAAA
Protopterus annectens (West African lungfish) is the source of this 5447-nucleotide messenger RNA. Its product is annotated as repressor of RNA polymerase III transcription MAF1 homolog. Gene Ontology annotation, biological process: negative regulation of transcription by RNA polymerase III. NCBI's taxonomy places the organism in Eukaryota, Metazoa, Chordata, Ceratodontiformes, Protopteridae. The transcript has 7 exons. Bases 661 to 1401 code for a protein of 246 amino acids. Gene Ontology annotation, cellular component: nucleus. The record is from RefSeq and is a predicted model, not a curated record. Gene Ontology annotation, molecular function: RNA polymerase III core binding.